AUGCGUCAAGGAGAUGCAGCUGCUGCAGGCGCAGGAGGUAGUCAAGGACCAAGACCAUCGAACAAGCGUCUACAGCAGACACAGGCACAAGUCGAUGAAGUCGUAGGAAUCAUGAAAGUGAACGUUGAGAAAGUUCUCGAACGUGAUCAGAAGCUAUCGCAACUUGACGAUCGUGCCGAUGCUUUACAGGAAGGAGCUUCGCAAUUCGAAAAGUCGGCUGCGACGCUGAAGAGGAAAUACUGGUGGAAGAACAUCAAGAUGAUGAUUAUCAUGUGCGCAAUCACUGUGAUUCUGAUCAUCAUCAUUGUGCUCUGGGCUGGCGGAAAGUGAAAGCAUUGAUGUCAAAGAGGUUUGCUGCCAGUGGGCCGCAUCGUAUAAAUCUGCACACUCGUAAUUCACCACUUCCCCCCAAAAGCCUCAGUUUCGCCGACCGAAUUGAAUCUUUUAUUGGUUGUGUUCAUCGCUUAUCUUCCUGUAGGCAAAUAUGAGUUUAUGAUGUAUACAUUAUCAUUUAGGUAGUCUUUGUCUAAAUACUAUUUAUUCCAAAUUUUCUUACUAAAAAACCGUUUCCUCAUGUGUAUUCAAUUGUGAAAAGAAGAGAGCUACUUGCUGCUUAUUUUUUUACUGAACUGUGAGCGAACGCUCUCCAAGUCGAAUACCGUCUGACAUGAAUACCAGAUUUACAUAAUGUUUUAUCGAACCAUGUCACCACAUAAAUACCAUAGUGGAUGCAUCAUGUUUAUGUUCAGAUAAUGUGCUAUGUUAUAACUGUUUUUACACAGUGGUAGUCGGUAGUUGUGACGGUGCACUUGUUCAAUAAAUUUAUCUCCUUUC
Cylicocyclus nassatus is the source of this 834-nucleotide messenger RNA. The record is from the annotation of a GenBank genome assembly. NCBI's taxonomy places the organism in Eukaryota, Metazoa, Nematoda, Chromadorea, Rhabditida, Strongylidae.